AUGUCCCCUCUCGCCGUCCCCGACCGUUCCAUCCGUAUUUGCGCAGAUCGUGGGGGUACCUUCUGCGAUGUGCAUGCCUCAUACCCUGAUCCUGAAAAUCCAAAGGAGCGCAAGGAGCUCGUGGUCAAACUACUCUCACAGGAUCCUGCGAAUUACGCUGAUGCCCCCACCGAAGGCAUCCGCCGUGUUCUCGAGAUCGUCACUGGCGAAAAGAUCCCGCGAGGCACCAAACUCGACACUUCGAAGAUAGGCACGUCCAUUGAAUGGUCAUUUCACCUGUCCUCGCGUACUGACCGAUUCGCUCAAGAUUAUAUCCGUCUUUCCACCACCGUUGCUACCAAUGCCCUCCUCGAGCGCAAAGGCGAGAAGCACGCCUUGCUCAUCACGAAGGGCUUCAAAGAUCUCCUCUUGAUCGGCAACCAGUCUCGUCCCAAGAUCUUCGACCUUAACAUUCGCCGCCCUCCGCCUCUGUACUCGACUGUGGUCGAGGUCGAUGAGCGCGUCACGCUCGUGGGGUAUACAAGCGAUCCAAAGUCAGAAGAGCACAAAGUACUCUUCGAUAGCGGCGGAAAGGUUGCUAGGGGAUAUAGAGGGAAAGGCUGGGAUGGAGAGGGGGAGGCAGAGGGCCCGGGCGAGGUCGUACAGGGCAUCUCAGGGGAGGCUGUUCGUAUCUUGCAGAAACCUGUGGAGUCUUCGGUACGAGAAGAUCUCAAGAAGCUGUAUGACUCUGGCUACCGCUCGCUCGCAGUCGUCCUCGCACACUCCUACACAUUCCCCGAUCAUGAAAUCCUUCUCGGGAAGAUCGCAUCGGACAUCGGCUUCACGCAGGUAUCGCUGUCGUCACAACUACUCCCCAUGAUCAAGAUGGUGCCGCGCGGCGUAUCAUCCACGGCCGAUGCGUAUCUCACCCCCAUCUUGUGCGCGUACUUGGACGGAUUCUUCAAGGGCUUUGACGAGAAGCUGAGGGACGGCAGGUUGCGGAGCCCGAGAGUGGAGUUUAUGGGAAGUGAUGGUGGACUGGUGGAUGCAGAUAGGUUCUCAGGGUUGAAGAGCAUCCUGAGCGGGCCUGCGGGAGGCGUCGUUGGAUAUGCGUUGACCAGCUGGGACGAGAAGGUCAAGACGCCUGUGAUCGGACUCGAUGUCGGUGGGACAUCCACGGAUGUGUCGCGAUUCGAUGGCCGUUACGAGGUGGUGUACGAGACCACGACAGCCGGUGUGACGAUCCAGUCUCCUCAGCUUGAUAUCAAUACCGUCGCUGCAGGUGGCGGAUCCCGUCUCUUCUUCCGCAAUGGUCUAUUCGUGGCAGGACCAGAGAGUGCAGGCGCUGAGCCAGGCCCAGCGUGCUACCGGAAGGGCGGCCCGCUCGCUGUGACGGACGCGAACUUGAUGCUUGGGAGGCUGCUGCCGGACUACUUCCCGAAGAUAUUCGGGAAGUUGGAGAGGGAGCCAUUGGACGUCGAAGCGUCCCGCGUCGCGUUCGAGGAGAUCGCGGGCGAGAUCAACAAGGGGCUGGGAAGCGAGAGACAAUUAGACCUGGACGAAAUCGUAUACGGAUUUAUCAAGGUCGCGAACGAGACUAUGGCCCGACCUAUUCGCGCGCUCACGGAGGCCAGAGGAUACGCAACCUCCAGGCACAUAUUGGCGAGCUUUGGUGGUGCUGGAGGUCAGCACGCGUGCGAGAUUGCACAGCUGUUGGGUAUCAAGACGAUCCUCAUCCACCGGUAUAGUUCUAUUCUUUCAGCCUACGGACUGGCGCUCGCGGACCGCGCGUACGAACUGCAAGAGCCGUCUUCGACAUUUUAUACCCCCAACAACGUGCCGACCCUCAUCUCCCGCCUCGACUCCCUGACGUCCUCCGUCCGCGCCGAGCUGUCCAAACAAGGCUUUGAACCGGACCGCAUCAAAAUCGAGCGUAUGCUCAACAUGCGGUUUGACGGCACCGACACGGCCCUCAUGGUCCUCCCCGACGCGAGCCUCGGCGAGGCCGGCGGAGAGGGCGUGGCGGAGGACUUCGAGGCCGCGUUCAAGCGGGUGUACAAGAGCGAGUUCGGGUUCCUCCUCGAAACGAAGAGCGUCGUCGUGGACGACGUGAAGGUGCGCGGGAUCGGGAAGACGUUCGACUCUCUCGGCCCGUCGGUGUUCGAGGAGAUGAAGGAGCUGCGGACGCAGGCGGUGGACCGCGCGCGCGCGUCUUCGGUGUGCUCGACGUAUUUUGAUAAGGUCGGCCGGGUUCAGGACACGCCCGUGUUUGAGCUGCCGAGGCUGGAGGUGGGGGAUCGAGUGGAGGGGCCGGCGAUGAUUAUUGACGAUACGCAGACGAUAGUCGUCGUUCCGGGGGCGAAGGUGGUCGUCGCAAGGAAGCACUUGGUCGUCACGCUUGGUGCGGAAGAUUGAACUCCGAGGGCUGCGUUUUGUGGAGAAACUAGAGACAUGUAUCAUCUAGAGAAUAAGACAAAAACUAGUGUAUCUCUAAAUUUUUGGAUGCGUCUUUGCACCUC
Messenger RNA from Heterobasidion irregulare TC 32-1, 2498 nucleotides. RefSeq lists its product as uncharacterized. Bases 1 to 2394 code for a protein of 797 amino acids. The record is from RefSeq and is a predicted model, not a curated record. Lineage: Eukaryota; Fungi; Basidiomycota; Agaricomycetes; Russulales; Bondarzewiaceae. Gene Ontology annotation, cellular component: cytosol. The transcript is spliced from 8 exons. Gene Ontology annotation, molecular function: 5-oxoprolinase (ATP-hydrolyzing) activity. Gene Ontology annotation, biological process: glutathione metabolic process.